CGAAGACGAAUGCAAAGGGUCCGAACACCGUGUCCUGGGGCAUUUGUUGCCUUUGAUUUCUGUGUUUGCGGUUGUUGAGUGAAAUAUCGUUGCCUGGAACCUCAUUCUCUAUAACUUUGACAAGCCCGACCGCGACAAAAGGAGCCUCUUCCCAGCAUAUGCAGCCGAGACUCUUGUACUUUGCUCAGAAAUAUGGCGUCUUCUUCCUCACAGGGGCUGGCCGGGAUAGUGAUCAAACCAAUCACCUCCGAGGCCGACAUCCCCGUCUGCGCAAAGCUUGCCGACGCAGCCUUGAAACCAGAUGGCUUGCACGAGUUUCGGAACCGGUACAGCAAGAGUGUAUACGAUAAUACCGUUGAGAAGUUAACUGACGCGAUCCGAGACGAUCGCGGCCGCUUCUUUAUUUUCAAGGCAGUUGUGUCACCCGCCCCCAGGAAAGAUCGAACCGCAGAUCUCAACUCCACUGCCGAGGUACCGAACAACGAAGUUCAAGGAGAGGAAGAAGUCAUGGUAGGCUUCACACUAUGGCGGAAGGGAUACGUCGAAGUGCCCAAGAUGGACCCGUUCGCACCAAAGAACGAGACGACCGAGGACGCGACCGUCGCGACAAGCAUCACCAAUGUGCCGAUCUCCGAAGGCAUCGACGCUGAAAGCGCGACCGACGUCCUAACCACAGCCACCCCUGGGAUCAGCGGCGACGGCGCAGCUGGCCCAGGAGGAAAGCCAAAGCCGUUUUAUGCAAAUCCCGACGCCGAGUUGGCCCGGAAACUAGGCAAUGCGUACGUCGGGGCCAUCAGAGGGAAGAGACAUUUGUAUCUACACUGGCUGACGAUCCAUCCAUCGUAUCAACGGCAGGGCAUCGGCCAAAAGCUGCUUGACUGGGGCGUUGAAGUUGCCGACAGGGAAAAUAUCGUUUCAUGGUUGUUUGCGCGUCCGGCUGGGAUUAGGCUGUACGAACGCAACGGCUGGAAAGCAGUGUUGACCAUCGACGUUGAUGUACCUGAUGAGGAUCUGAAGGUGGCUCCCGUGGUUGGCAUGUUGCGGGUACCUACAAGGCAAAGACAAUAAAGAGAGUCAGGAUUUAGGAGGCGCUGUGAGAGGGCACGGCUCAUGCCUGAUACAAAUCUGAAGAUAUGAUCUGAGGAUAGAGUAUCUUCUGCCUCACCUAACGCAGGAGCCCACACAACUAACAUUGGCGAACAGAAAAUUGUAUAUCUGAGAUCAAAAAUAAAAAUCAUGUUCUGCCAGAGGAUGGAUUGAACUACCCUAC
Messenger RNA from Cladophialophora immunda, 1270 nucleotides. RefSeq lists its product as uncharacterized. The record is from RefSeq and is a predicted model, not a curated record. Lineage: Eukaryota; Fungi; Ascomycota; Eurotiomycetes; Chaetothyriales; Herpotrichiellaceae. Bases 193 to 1068 code for a protein of 291 amino acids. The transcript has 2 exons. Gene Ontology annotation, molecular function: acyltransferase activity, transferring groups other than amino-acyl groups.